Messenger RNA from Gordionus sp. m RMFG-2023, 2618 nucleotides. RefSeq names its product RNA cytosine-C(5)-methyltransferase NSUN2-like. The transcript is spliced from 19 exons. NCBI's taxonomy places the organism in Eukaryota, Metazoa, Nematomorpha, Gordioida, Chordodea, Parachordodidae. The record is from RefSeq and is a predicted model, not a curated record. Bases 16 to 2553 code for a protein of 845 amino acids. Gene Ontology annotation, cellular component: nucleus; cytoplasm. Gene Ontology annotation, molecular function: tRNA (cytidine-N5)-methyltransferase activity; tRNA binding. Gene Ontology annotation, biological process: tRNA methylation.
AACUGAAUAGAUGAAAUGAUCAUUAGAAAACACAUUUGUAAUGGCCAGUACUAUGUAGCGUCUCUGGAGAACCUCCUGAAAAUUUUAAAGUGCGUUUUCAAAAACGUGAUGGGCAAAAGAAAAUGUAAACGAAAUUUCUCAAAUAAUAAGAAAAGAUACGAAAAAUUUAAUGAGAUUCUUAAAGAAAACAAAUCUUUUGAUGAAUAUUAUAAAAAAAAUUUAAAUUUUAAAGAUGAUGAAUGGCUGAAUUUUAUUCAAAGUGCACAAUCAGAUUUAUUAGCAACGUUUCAUUUAACUGCAAAUGAUUUUGAGGCAAAAUUGAUUUGGGAACAAUUGAAAGAAAAAUUUAUUAAAAAAAUUGAAAAUGAACAGAUGGAAAUUUUCACAAAGCUAGAAUGGUAUACACUGAGUGAAGCAUGGCAAAUAUCAGCUUCUCGAAAAAAUAUUAGAAAAUCUGAAGAAUUUUCAAAUUUCCAUAAAAUUCUUGUUGCUGAAACUGAAAUUGGUCACUUCAAUAGGCAAGAAGCUGUUAGCCUAAUUCCAGUUCAGCUAAUGGAUAUUCACUCGCACCAUAUAAUCCUUGACAUGUGCGCCUCUCCAGGUUCAAAGACGACCCAAAUUUUGGAAAUUCUUAAUGCCAAAUCAAACCUCAAGAAACACUUAUGUAAAAAUACUAAAUCCCCUCAAGAUUCUAUCACCGAUGACCAGGCCCACUUCGCAAAAGGGUUUGUAGUUGCCAAUGAUUCUGAUAGCAAACGUUGCUAUCUGCUGGUUCAUCAGACCAAGCGGCUCCGAUGCCCCAACCUUUUGAUAGUUAAUCAGGAUGCCUGUUUCAUGCCCAACUUAAGAUAUUUAUCUAACAAUUGUGCUGAUAAAGUGGAUACUAAAAAGGGUGAAAGUAAUGAGAAGGAUGACAAAUCUCAUCAAGUAACUACCCUUUCAAACGAGGAGGGGAAAAAUCAAGGGCCCUUGAUGUACACCAACCUGGCUUACGAUAGGAUUCUUUGCGACGUUCCUUGCACGGGAGACGGUACAUUGCGCAAAAAUCCUUUGAUAUGGUCAAAAUGGACUUCCACACAAGCUAACAGCAUACACCAAUUACAACUAAGAAUAUUGAAAAGAGGUCUAGAGCUUCUGAAAAUAGGGGGGUAUUUGGUUUAUUCAACUUGUUCUCUCAAUCCCGUCGAAAAUGAAGCUGUUAUAAGCUCCAUGUUGAAGGAAGCCCAGGACGCGAUAGAAAUCAUCGACGCGUCGGAAAAGUUAUCUGGGUUGUUAUACGUCCCCGGUUUGACUGAUUGGAAAGUUAUGUCCAAAAAUGGAGUAUUUUACGAUACUUUUAAAGACGUGCCUGUGAAUAUGCAAGAUCAGUUAAAAGAAACUUUGUUUCCUCCAAAUGAUAUACCAAUAUCGGAUCAACUUAAAAAAUGUAUCAGAAUAUAUCCUCACCUUCAAAACAGUGGAGGGUUUUUCGUGACGCUUAUUAGAAAGAACAAAAAUAUGCCCUGGCUUAAUCAAUCGAAAAUACAUUCUACUUUCGGAAAUCAUCAGUGGCGUGUUCGGGAUCUGCAUUUUCCCGAAAAGGACAUUAUUUUAGCCGAUUAUUUUGAAAAUCAAGUUGGGAAAGAAGGCGAAAUCAUUUCAACAUCGAACGAAAAUUCUCUUAACGACGAAAGCACAUUGGAAACUAAGUUAUAUGCCAAUGGUGAUAAUAUAGGGAUCGUUGAGGAGAAGGUAACUACCCAAAAAUUUUCGCGAAAAUCUUCUCACAAUAAACAUUGUUACAAAGAAAAUCCGUUUUUGUUUAUGAAACAGAACGGCAAUGCUCUUUGGGACGAUAUAAGAAAGUUCUUCGAUUUUUCUCCUCUCUUUCCCGUCCAAAAUGUGAGUUACCGCAGCGAAGAUAAAGCCAUUCCCACUUCCAAACCUAUUCUUAAUCCCGAUGACAAUCUAAACGGUGGUAAUACCGUUAUUCGUGAGGAAAAUGAAAACGAAACCAUAAAACAUAAUCUUUACUUUGUCCACCCUACCGUGCGUCAAAUCAUUCUAUUAAAUAUGGAUAGGCUGAAAAUUAUUAAUACUGGAGUAAGGAUAUUAGCUUAUAAUCGAUCAUUGAAAUGCGAUCACCCUUAUCGACUCUGUCAAGAUGGUAUUUCAUUAACCAGUAACUAUAUUGGAGCUCGUAAAAUCUAUAUAAAAUUUUUCGAUUUUAUCAAAUUGAUAACUCACGAAAACGUGAAAAUGGAAGAAUUAAGUGAAGAUACGCGUAAACAAACCAAAGAUAUGGGAUUAGGUAGUAUAUGUUUAGUAUUGCAAUACAAUUCAAAAACUUUGACGGAGUCCGAAAUGACCAAUGUGGAAGUGAACAAAAAAAUUAAAGAAAUAAUCUUGAAUUUUAGUGCCUGGCUAGCACCGACGUCUAUACGCUUAUUUCUUAAUAAAAUGGAAAUACAUCAUUAUGCUUUUAUGUUUGGCGUGCCUCUUAUUCAAAAAGAUCGCGAGGAUAAGAUGAGCAAUACUCCUGAUACUCUUGAAACGAUAAAAGAAAUUGAAUAAAAUAAGAUAUAUUGAUUUCAUGCACACAUUUUGAUAAAUAUAGUGUACUGUAAAUAAAGAAUAUA